UUGACUAAACCAGAAGCAGUGGCGAAUAUGACUAUCACUUUGGGAUGUGAAAACUCUGAUUCCAUGCGCAGACUAAGCCGCUGCAGGUGGAUGGAGUGGGCAAAACAAAGGAAAUUGGAAUGGGAAGGGUUUUUGAGGACCUUGAAGCCGGGACGGCCACCAAGGUGCUCAUGCUCUCAAGGUGCUCACAACCUACCCGCCAUAUUAUAAAAUCAUGGGCCUCGAGGGCUUUCAGCGUCUUUCUUGGGGUUUUUCUUCUCUCUCUCUUGACUAUUUGCUUGUGUUUGUCUUUCAAUGAUGAUAUAGACAGAUGGGAGAGGAUGGAAGUGAUCAUCGGGUCCCCUUCCGCUCCCGUCCGCACUGGAUACGAAUCCACCCCGUGUGAUGGCAAGGUGACUGGCCCCUUAGCGUGGCUCUAAGUCUCGUUUACUUGUUGAACUGAGUGGAGAAGGAGAAGGAGAAGGUCAGCCCAUGACGGUCGGGUGGUUGGUCGAGGCUGGCGAUACUGCUCCUGCAUCGAU
This is a messenger RNA of Aspergillus homomorphus CBS 101889, 521 nucleotides long. RefSeq lists its product as uncharacterized. Lineage: Eukaryota; Fungi; Ascomycota; Eurotiomycetes; Eurotiales; Aspergillaceae. The transcript has a single exon. Bases 120 to 419 code for a protein of 99 amino acids. The record is from RefSeq and is a predicted model, not a curated record.